Messenger RNA from Paramecium pentaurelia, 405 nucleotides. Lineage: Eukaryota; Ciliophora; Oligohymenophorea; Peniculida; Parameciidae. The record is from the annotation of a GenBank genome assembly.
UAAUGUCGCUUACAAAAGUACCAAUAAAUGAGAAUUUAUAUAAAUAAGCAGGGUCUCAACCUCUUCAAAAAGAUGCUCAAUAAUUAAUAAAAAGGGAAUACAAAAUGAUAUCAAAGGAAAAGAAGAAAUAGUUGAUACGAACUGUCCUUUAAUAGAAAUGCAAAAUCAAAAGAGUACUCUAUAUUAUAAUAUUUUCUUUAGAUUGCCAAGGAUCUUAAGAUUAAUUAUGCUACUGCUAAAACCAUCCUGCAUAAUUAUAGAAAAAAAAAUAUUUAAUUUGAACAAAAUGAAAACCUUAAACAAGCUACCUACUCCAAUAAAACAAAAUUCUCUAAAUUGAAUCUCAAAAUUAUACUUAAUGAUAAAGUUGUAAAGGAAUAAGAAUACGUAAUCACCACAUUUUGA